GAGGAGCCCGGCCCACCUGCUGCUGCCUCUGCCGUGGAAGUGAUAGCGGGUCCUUUCCGCUUCCCGCCCCCUGCCCCUUGCAGACCUUGUACUGGCUCAGGGGCCUCAUCACCUCUGGAAACAGGGUCUUUGGAUCAUCCAAGGCACCACCCUAGAUCAGCCACCCAUGCCUGAAGCUUGAGAAGGAGUGGUGGGUGAGGAGCAGCAGCGGGGUGUGGGCUCCUCUGUGAGGGCAACUGAGGCAGCUGAGGAUCCCAGGCAGGGAGGCGCCCUCCCCCGUAGGGGUUCUACACUUCAGUGCAUCUUCUCCUGGGAGAGGAGGUGAUGGCUAAUUGAUAGUAGGAAGGGGAGGGCAGAGUCCUGGCCAGGUGAGAGUGGGACUAGGGAGCGAUGAGCAAUUACUCCGCAUUCUUCCACCCCCGCAGUCCGAUCCCUGAGCUCAUUCCACCAUCCAUGAGCUCAUUUUCCCAGCUGUUUGGGGGUUGGGGGCAAAGGAUGCAUUAUCCUGUUUUAGAAUUUGUUGAGUCAAAGGAAGAACUAGGAGUAACAUCUUCAGUGUUUUCAGAAUAACCAUAAGAAACAGAAUUGGUCUGUGGCUUGGAGGCAAAAACUUGAAGACUCAAUGAAAUUAAAUGAAUCUGUAAGAUAAUACCUUAGACCAUUGAGCUUCAAACAAAGGUUCUUAACCUGGAACCCUUGGAUCUAGGGGUCCAUUGACAGGCUUUGGGAGAAUCCUUGGAAUCACUCGUCCAUAUGUACACCAGAUUCUUAAACAGGGCAGGAAAGCUUGCCCGAAAUCCUCCUGUUCAAGUGCCUUUUUAGAUUGGAGCAUCUCCUACCAGAAAGGACUGCUCCAGAGUCAGCUGCUGGUUGUGAGGCUCUGACUUGAGAUUAGAGCUCUUCCUCAUACUCCACGGUGCUUCCCCAUCCUCUUUGCCCUUGAGGCUGGGUUUGCAUUCGAAGCUCUAGGCCCCUGGGGGAAGUGCCUUUGAAAGGCAUGUAGAAAAUGGGGUUUUUCCCCCAUCUGAAUCUAGUAUGGUGGAAAUGGGUGUGGAGCCUUGAAGUCAGAGGGCCGUGUCUCCUAGAUUCAGUAAGAGGUUAAUGGUUCUCCGCUAAGUAUCAAGGAUUUCAUUCUCCUUUGUAGGGAUCCUGGAGCGGGUUGUGAAAAGGAAUGGGCGCGUGGAUCGUAGCCUGAAAGACGAGUGUGAUGCGGUGAAAGGAUGGAGGCUGUGCAAUGGGAGAAUAACUGGGGCUGAGAAGAAAGCCAAGGUUAUUGCAGUAAUGAAUGCUGUGGAAGAAAACCAGGGUUCCGGGGAGUCUCAGAAGGUGGAGGAGGCCAGCCCUCCUGCUGUGCAGCAGCCCACUGACCCCGCAUCCCCCACUGUGGCCACCACGCCAGAGCCCGUGGGAGCCGAUGCUGGGGACAAGAAUGCCACCAAAGCAGGCGAUGAUGAGCCGGAGUACGAGGACGGCCGGGGCUUUGGCAUUGGGGAGCUGGUGUGGGGGAAACUGCGGGGCUUCUCCUGGUGGCCAGGCCGCAUUGUGUCUUGGUGGAUGACGGGCCGGAGCCGAGCAGCUGAAGGCACCCGCUGGGUCAUGUGGUUCGGAGACGGCAAGUUCUCAGUGGUGUGUGUUGAGAAGCUGAUGCCGCUGAGCUCGUUUUGCAGUGCGUUCCACCAGGCCACGUACAACAAGCAGCCCAUGUAUCGCAAAGCAAUCUAUGAGGUCCUGCAGGUGGCCAGCAGCCGUGCGGGGAAGCUGUUCCCAGUGUGCCACGACAGCGACGAGAGUGACACUGCCAAGGCCGUGGAGGUGCAGAACAAGCAGAUGAUUGAAUGGGCCCUGGGGGGCUUCCAGCCCUCUGGUCCCAAGGGCCUGGAGCCACCAGAAGAGGAGAAGAAUCCCUACAAAGAAGUGUACACGGACAUGUGGGUGGAACCUGAGGCAGCUGCCUACGCACCACCUCCACCAGCCAAAAAGCCCCGGAAGAGCACAACGGAGAAGCCCAAGGUCAAGGAGAUCAUCGAUGAGCGCACAAGAGAGCGGCUGGUGUACGAGGUGCGGCAGAAGUGCCGGAACAUUGAGGACAUCUGCAUCUCCUGUGGGAGUCUCAACGUUACCCUGGAACACCCCCUCUUCAUUGGAGGAAUGUGCCAAAACUGCAAGAACUGCUUUCUAGAGUGUGCAUACCAGUAUGACGACGACGGCUAUCAGUCCUACUGCACCAUCUGCUGCGGGGGCCGAGAGGUGCUCAUGUGUGGGAACAACAAUUGCUGCAGGUGCUUUUGUGUGGAAUGUGUGGACCUCUUGGUGGGGCCGGGGGCUGCCCAGGCAGCCAUUAAGGAAGACCCCUGGAACUGCUACAUGUGUGGGCACAAGGGCACCUACGGGCUGCUGCGGCGGCGAGACGACUGGCCCUCCCGGCUCCAGAUGUUCUUCGCUAAUAACCACGACCAGGAAUUUGACCCUCCAAAGGUUUACCCACCUGUCCCAGCUGAGAAGAGGAAGCCCAUCCGGGUGCUGUCUCUCUUUGACGGAAUUGCUACAGGGCUCCUGGUGCUGAAGGACUUGGGCAUUCAGGUGGACCGCUACAUUGCCUCGGAGGUGUGUGAGGACUCCAUCACGGUGGGCAUGGUGCGGCACCAGGGGAAGAUCAUGUACGUCGGGGACGUCCGCAGCGUCACACAGAAGCAUAUCCAGGAGUGGGGCCCAUUCGAUCUUGUGAUUGGGGGCAGUCCCUGCAAUGACCUCUCCAUUGUCAACCCUGCUCGCAAGGGCCUCUACGAGGGCACUGGCCGGCUCUUCUUUGAGUUCUACCGCCUCCUGCAUGAUGCGCGGCCCAAGGAGGGAGAUGACCGCCCCUUCUUCUGGCUCUUUGAGAAUGUGGUGGCCAUGGGCGUUAGUGACAAGAGGGACAUCUCGCGAUUUCUCGAGUCCAACCCUGUGAUGAUUGAUGCCAAAGAAGUGUCAGCUGCACACAGGGCCCGCUACUUCUGGGGUAACCUUCCCGGUAUGAACAGGCCGUUGGCAUCCACUGUGAAUGAUAAGCUGGAGCUGCAGGAGUGUCUGGAGCAUGGAAGGAUAGCCAAGUUCAGCAAAGUGAGGACCAUUACUACGAGGUCAAACUCCAUAAAGCAAGGCAAAGACCAGCAUUUCCCCGUCUUCAUGAAUGAGAAAGAGGACAUCCUAUGGUGCACUGAAAUGGAAAGGGUAUUUGGUUUCCCUGUCCACUAUACUGACGUCUCCAACAUGAGCCGCUUGGCAAGGCAGAGACUGCUGGGCCGGUCGUGGAGCGUGCCAGUCAUCCGCCACCUCUUCGCUCCGCUGAAGGAGUAUUUUGCGUGUGUGUAAGGGACAUGGGGGCAAACUGAGGUAGCGACAUAAAGCUAAACAAACAAAAAAAACACAAAACAUAAUAAAACACCAAGAACGUGAGGAUGGAGAGAAGUAUCAGCACCCAGAAGAGAAAAAGGAAUUUAAAACAAAAACCACAGAGGCGGAAAUACCGGAGGGCUUUGCCUUGCGAAAAGGGUUGGACAUCAUCUCCUGAUUUUUCAAUGUUAUUCUUCAGUCCUAUUUAAAAACAAAACCAAGCUCCCUCCCCUUCCUCCCCCUCCCGCUCCUUUUUUUUUUUUUCCGGUCAGACCUUUUGUUUUCUACUCUUUUCAGAGGGGUUUUCUGUUUGUUUGGGUUUUGUUUCUUGCUGUGACUGAAACAAGGUUAUUUCAGCAAAAACCAGUAACAAAAAAUAGUAACAAUACCUUGCAGAGGAAAGGUGGGAGAGAGGAAAAAAGGAAAUUCUAUAGAAAUCUAUAUAUUGGGUUUUUUUUUUGUUUUUUUUUUUUGUUUGUUUGUUUGUUUUUUUACUAUAUAUCUUUUUUUGUCUCUAGCCUGAUCAGAUAGGAGCACAAGCAGGGGACGGACAGAGAGAGACACUCAGGCGGCCGCAUUCCCUCCCAGCCACUGAGCUGUCGUGCCCGCACCAUUCCUGGUCACGCAAAACAGAACCCAGUUAGCAGCAGGGAGACGAGAACACCACACAAGACACUUUUCUACAGUAUUUCAGGUGCCUACCACACAGGAAACCUUGAAGAAAAUCAGUUUCUAGAAGCCGCUGUUACCUCUUGUUUACAGUUUAUAUAUAUAUGAUAGAUAUGAGAUAUAUAUAUAAAAGGUACUGUUAACUACUGUACAACCCGACUUCACAAUGGUGCUUUCAAACAGCGAGAUGAGUAAAAACAUCAGCUUCCACGUGGCCUUCUGCGCAAAGGGUUUCACCAAGGAUGGAGGAAGGGAGACAGCUUGCAGAUGGCGCAUUCUCACGGUGGGCUCUUCCCCUUGGUUUGCCACAGAGUGAAGGAGGAGAACCUGGGAGCCGUGUUCUCCCGUUUCUCCCUGCCAAAAAGGGGGUUAGAUGAGGUGGUCGGGACCGUGGACAGCUGAGAGUGGGAUUCAUCCAGACUCAUGCAAUAACCUUUUGAUUUUUUUCUAAAAGGAGACUCCCUCGGCAACCUGGCAGGGUACGGAGUCUUCAGGCCCAAUUUCUCACUUUAGCCGAUUUGAGGGCUCCUUGUGGUGGGAUCAGAACUAAUCCAGAGUGUGGGAAAGUGACAGUCAAAACCCCACCUGGAGCAAAUAAAAAAACAUACAAAACGUA
Molecule: messenger RNA, 4657 nt
Organism: Cebus imitator (Panamanian white-faced capuchin)
Lineage: Eukaryota; Metazoa; Chordata; Mammalia; Primates; Cebidae
Gene: DNMT3A
Product: DNA methyltransferase 3 alpha
Exons: 18
Coding region: 1282-3351 (689 amino acids)
Biological process (GO): negative regulation of DNA-templated transcription
Cellular component (GO): cytoplasm; nucleus
Molecular function (GO): DNA (cytosine-5-)-methyltransferase activity
Source: RefSeq, a predicted model, not a curated record